CGCUUGCUUUCCCCUACAUAUUGCCAAGAUCCGGUGGAACUGGGGGGCUCAUCGGAUCAGCAGGAUGUACCCACAGGGAAGGCACCCGACCCCACUCCAGUCCGGCCAGCCCUUCAAGUUCUCGAUCUUGGAGAUCUGCGACCGCAUCAAAGAAGAAUUCCAGUUUCUCCAGGCUCAGUACCACAGCCUCAAGCUGGAAUGUGAGAAGCUGGCCAGUGAGAAGACAGAAAUGCAGCGACAUUAUGUCAUGUAUUAUGAGAUGUCCUAUGGGCUCAACAUUGAAAUGCAUAAGCAGGCUGAGAUUGUGAAGCGCCUCAGUGGUAUCUGUGCUCAGAUUAUCCCCUUCCUGACCCAGGAGCAUCAGCAACAGGUGCUCCAAGCUGUGGAGCGUGCCAAGCAGGUGACCGUUGGAGAGCUGAACAGCCUGAUUGGGCAGCAGCAGCUCCAGCCACUGUCUCACCAUGCCCCGCCCGUCCCCCUCACCCCUCGCCCAGCUGGGCUGGUGGGUGGCAGUGCCACAGGGCUGCUCGCCCUGUCUGGAGCACUGGCUGCCCAAGCCCAGCUGGCAGCAGCCGCCAAGGAAGACCGUGCAGGUGUGGAGGCUGAGGGGACCAGAGUGGAGAGAGCCCCAAGCAGGAGUGUGUCACCAUCACCUCCUGAGAGUCUGGUGGAGGAAGAGCGAUCAAAUGGCCCUGGUAGCAAUGGGAAGCAGAGAACAGAGGAAAAGGAUCUGCCAGGACCUUAUGAAAGCGAUGAAGAUAAGAGUGACUACAACCUGGUAGUGGAUGAGGACCAACCCUCAGAGCCCCCCAGCCCAGCCACCACCCCCUGUGGAAAGGUGCCCAUCUGUGUUCCCGCCCGUCGGGACCUCGUGGACAGUCCAGCAUCCUUGGCCUCCAGCCUGGGCUCACCGCCCCCCAGAACCAAGGAGCUUGUCCUGAAUGACCUUCCCACUAGCACUCCUGCCUCCAAGUCCUGUGACUACCCACCCCAGGAUGCAUCCACACCAGGGCCCAGCUCAGCCAGUCACCUCUGCCAGCUCACUGCCAAGCCAACGCCCUCCACAGACAGCAUUGCCCUGAGGAAUCCCCUGACUCUGUCCAGUCCCUUCACCACGUCCUUCAACCUAGGCUCCCACAGCACCCUCAACGGGGAACUCUCUGUGCCUAGCUCCUACGUCAGCCUACACCUGUCCCCCCAGGUCAGCAGCUCUGUGGUGUAUGGACGCGCCCCGAUGAUGGCAUUUGAAUCACACCCACAUCUUCGAGGGUCGUCCAUCUCUUCCUCCCUGCCCAGCAUCCCUGGGGGAAAGCCGGCCUACUCCUUCCACGUGUCCGCUGACGGGCAGAUGCAGCCUGUGCCCUUCCCCUCGGACGCGCUGGUGGGCGCAGGUAUCCCGCGGCACGCCCGUCAGCUACAUACCCUGGCGCACGGCGAGGUGGUCUGCGCGGUCACCAUCAGCGGUUCCACGCAGCACGUGUACACGGGCGGCAAGGGCUGCGUGAAAGUGUGGGACGUGGGCCAGCCUGGCGCCAAGACGCCGGUAGCCCAGCUGGACUGCCUGAACCGAGACAACUAUAUUCGUUCCUGCAAGUUGCUGCCUGAUGGCCGGAGUCUGAUCGUAGGGGGCGAGGCCAGCACCUUGUCCAUUUGGGACCUGGCAGCACCCACCCCCCGCAUCAAGGCCGAGCUGACCUCCUCAGCCCCGGCCUGCUAUGCCCUGGCAGUCAGCCCUGACGCCAAGGUCUGCUUUUCCUGCUGCAGCGAUGGCAACAUUGUGGUCUGGGACUUGCAAAACCAGACUAUGGUCAGGCAGUUCCAGGGUCACACAGAUGGUGCCAGCUGCAUCGACAUUUCUGAUUAUGGCACUCGGCUCUGGACAGGGGGCCUGGACAACACGGUGCGCUGCUGGGACUUGCGCGAGGGCCGCCAGCUGCAGCAACACGACUUCAGCUCCCAGAUUUUUUCCCUGGGCCACUGCCCCAACCAGGACUGGCUGGCUGUCGGGAUGGAGAGCAGCAAUGUAGAGAUCUUGCACGUCCGCAAGCCAGAGAAGUACCAGCUGCACCUGCAUGAGAGCUGUGUGCUCUCCCUCAAGUUUGCAUCCUGCGGGCGGUGGUUUGUGAGCACUGGGAAGGACAACCUGCUCAAUGCCUGGAGGACACCAUAUGGGGCCAGCAUCUUCCAGUCUAAGGAGUCAUCCUCAGUCCUGAGCUGUGAUAUCUCCAAGAAUAACAAAUACAUCGUGACAGGCUCGGGGGACAAGAAGGCCACUGUGUAUGAGGUGGUCUACUGAGAACCCCUCUUCUACAUGCCCAGCCUGACUUGUGAGGGACAGGGAAUCCUGGACAGAGAGCCAGCAGCUCCCACUCCAGCCAUGCUUGUGAGCGCUAAGCCCAUGUGAUGUAUGGCUGACUACCUCCCUGCUGGGUUUGUGGCUAAGGGGCAAGGGAUGUUGG
Otolemur garnettii (small-eared galago) is the source of this 2459-nucleotide messenger RNA. It is a transcript of the gene TLE2, whose product is annotated as transducin like enhancer of split 2. The coding region runs from base 65 to 2296 and encodes 743 amino acids. NCBI's taxonomy places the organism in Eukaryota, Metazoa, Chordata, Mammalia, Primates, Galagidae. Gene Ontology annotation, molecular function: transcription corepressor activity; protein binding. Gene Ontology annotation, cellular component: nucleus; transcription regulator complex. The transcript is spliced from 20 exons. Gene Ontology annotation, biological process: negative regulation of canonical Wnt signaling pathway; regulation of DNA-templated transcription. The record is from RefSeq and is a predicted model, not a curated record.